Molecule: messenger RNA, 3546 nt
Organism: Vanderwaltozyma polyspora DSM 70294
Lineage: Eukaryota; Fungi; Ascomycota; Saccharomycetes; Saccharomycetales; Saccharomycetaceae
Gene: RIM15
Product: protein kinase RIM15
Exons: 1
Biological process (GO): peptidyl-serine phosphorylation; phosphorelay signal transduction system
Cellular component (GO): cytoplasm; nucleus
Molecular function (GO): ATP binding; protein serine/threonine kinase activity
Source: RefSeq, a predicted model, not a curated record
GAAGGGAAAGACUUAUUAGUUGCAGAUACAUUGAAAUUAGCUAGAGAUAAAGUGGAGGCUGUGUUACGAUUAGACAAUGCAAUGACUUAUUCGUUCAGGAUAAAUAAUGAAGUGAAUAAUUAUGUUUUCCAGUUAAUAAAGGAACAAAUUGAGAAUAACAAGAUAUUUAUUUCUCACUCCUUAAGUGCCCCCAUAGAUAAUACACCAUUAUCUAAUUUCCCGGAUCAACGUAGUGUUCAGUCUUCUACAUCAUCUGUUCCAACUUUAACUAAUAGGAAUAUUCUUAACUUGAUUCAGGCUGAAUCCAGAAAUAAUUCUAAUCUUCCUUCACCAUUACCUCAGAGGCCUCCUGUAAUGUUUUCGGACACUUAUAUGAAUGCUGAUGUAAUCCCAAAUAGUUCUAUGAGCUCGAUACCAAAGUCGGAAUCAGAAUCUGAGAUAUUGAUUCCCCAACCUAAAAUGGGAAGAAUAUCAAGGGAAGGUGGACCUCAAGAAAUACCGGACGCUUUAAGUGCAACAUUUGGUGAACAAGAAAUAGCUGAUAUUGGUUCAAAUUUACGUCAUGAAUCUGACCCUAGCUCCUCUUCUAAUACCCCGAUAACAUCUUCAUUUAAUAACAGAUUGUUGGGAAAUGCUUCUUCGCAUUCGUUGGUUGUGCCAAAGUUGAAAACUAGUAUAAUGUUAACACCAAGAAGAGGAUCUCCACUAUUAAAUUCUUCGUCUUCUUCGACAUCCAAUACAACGGCAUUGAAUCAACCAACGAGGUCAAGCAGUGGAUCUAAAUUGAAUAUAGAGAGGGCUAGGUCGCCAUUUAACUCACCCUUCACAAUUGCUCGUGAUUUUUUGACUCCUGAACAAUCAUCUAAUGUCAGUAAUUUACCUAAGCAACCAUUAUCUCCUUUAUUGUUAGCAACUAAUACCGCGAAAAGUCCUAAUCCUAGUAUAAGAGAUUAUAACGUCAUAAAACCUAUAAGUAAAGGUGCAUAUGGAAGUGUCUACUUGGCUAGAAAGAAGUUGACGGGUGAUUACGUAGCAAUCAAAGUUUUAAAGAAGUCUGAUAUGAUAGCAAAAAAUCAGGUUACAAAUAUUAAAUCUGAGAGAGCAAUUAUGAUGGUUCAAAGUGAAAAGUCAUAUGUUGCUCGACUAUAUGAAUCAUUUCAGAAUAAAGACAAUUUGUUCUUAGUCAUGGAAUAUUUGCCUGGAGGUGACUUAGCGACUGUUAUUAAAAUGAUGGGAUAUUUGCCAGAUAAAUGGGCAAAGCAAUAUAUAAGUGAGGUGAUUAUUGGAGUAGAAGAUAUGCAUAAAAAUGGAAUUAUUCAUCAUGAUCUAAAACCAGAUAAUUUGCUAAUUGGGAGGGAUGGGCAUCUAAAAUUAACAGAUUUUGGUCUUUCAAGAGCUGGUUUAGUACAGCGUCAUCAGAACGUUCCUUCGAAAUCUAAACAAACUAGUUUGGUUGCCCCAUUAACACAAAGCAAUGCAGGGAGUUCAAUACUACAAGGUAAUAAUUCUGAUUCUGAGAAGGCGAGUGCUGGGACAUUAGCAGAACUGAAUAUCCGUGAACGUGAAAGGAGUGAUUCUGUAUCAAGUUCCUUAUCAAACAAUGAAUCGAUAAUAAGGAGAAAUAAUUCUAUUGGAUCAUUCACAUUACUUGACCUUACAAGAUCAGAAACUCCGACAACUUCGAUUAUUACACGACCAAGAGCAAGUUCGACAUUGUCAGAAUCUUUCGAUAUAAAUUCAGUUACAGAUUAUGCAUUAUUUCAUCCUGACGACUCAAAACAAAAGAAGAAGUUUUUCGGUACUCCCGACUAUUUAGCUCCAGAAACAAUUAAAGGUACAGGAGAAGAUAAUCAAUGUGAUUGGUGGUCUGUCGGUUGCAUUCUAUUUGAGUUGUAUUUUGGGUACCCUCCAUUUCACGCAAACACUCCGGAAGCUGUUUUUGAAAAUAUAUUAUCACAUAAUAUUGCAUGGCCUUCAUUCUCAUCACCUGAAGAGGAGAAGGAAUAUAUUUCGGUGGAAGCAAAAGAUUUGGUAACAAAGCUGUUAGUUUCUGAUCCAGCCUUAAGACUGGGAGCUAAUGGGGCAUCAGAGAUUAAAGAACAUCCAUAUUUCAAGGAUGUUGACUGGGAUCACGUUUAUGAUGAAAAAGCAUCAUUUGUACCAUCUGUUGGACAUCCUGAGGAUACGGACUACUUUGAGUUAAGAGGUGCAGUAUUAGAAGAUUUGGGCGAAGAUUCGGAUGACGGGAGAGAGGAUCCAUCGGGUGAUAUGUUUGUUUCGACAGCAACUCCGAAGAGUUUGUUGGCAGAUGAUUUAAUGAGGAAAGUUAUUAAUUCUCAGAUGAGCACACCAUACAAUUCUAGUGGAUCAAGAACACCAUUGAAUAAAUUAAGUAUAUCUUCAGUCCUUGAAUCAGAUUCACAAAAAAAUAGUGAUCAGGGCUCUCCAACUUUGAAACAAGUACCUUCAGCCAUUCCACCACAUAUGAGGGAAAGAAGAUAUAGUAAGUUGAACGAUCCCCAGGCUGAGUUUGGAUCGUUUAACUUUCGUAAUCUUUCUGCAUUGGAUAAGGCAAAUAAAGAUGCUAUAAGUCGUCUAAAAAAUGAACAUUUGUCGGAUCAUCCUGGUGUCCAUAGAAGGACUUCUUCUUCUUCUUUACCCAGUUCGUCCUCUGAAGGUUCAGUAUCAAAAUUGAGAACUGCAAAAGCUCCAAGCGUCAGUUCCCCGAACAAUAUGCAUAAACCUCGCUCCUCUAUCGUGUCAGAAACAGGAUCAAUACGCUCAAUUUCACCGGAUCGUAGUUUGAAUAUAACGUAUGACAUCGACUCUAGGAAAAACAGUGUAGACGAUACGGAUCCUAAUUUGAGUCCAUUGAUGGUUAAUAUCCCCCCACAAAAUGAUUCGUUUUCGAUAAAACAGAAAUCUCAUCUAUCGCCUAUGGGUACAAAUAGUCAAUUGAUGGGUUCGCCACAAUUAGGAAAAGCAAGAUGUCUUUCGAAAAGUUCCCAGAGAACUAAUUCUACUGAACUAAGUAGUGAAGAUUCACAAAGACUACAUGCCAUAUCCAAGGUCAAUUCUGUCAGGAACAGAAGAAGAAGUGCAAGAAAGAAUUCGACAGAAGCCGAUGAAAUGAAGUACCAUAUGGAUAUAUUAUUAUGUGAACCAAUUCCUAUCCAUCGAUAUUGUACAACAAGUGGAUUGGAGAGCUUAGGUUGUACUGUAGUUGCAGUAGGUGCUGGUGAUGAGUUAGUAAGGAGAGCCACUAGCGGAGUUAAAUUCGACCUUAUAAUUACAGCCCUUAGAAUUCCGAAACUUGGCGCUGUAGAUAUAGUCAAACUUUUGAAACAUACAAAUGGAAUAAACUCAACGACGCCAAUAGUGGCAGCAACCUGCUAUUUUGAAGAAGCUUCAAAUACAAAUGUAUUUAGUGAUGUCUUAGAGAAACCAAUCUCUAUUCAAACAUUAAGGAAAUUAAUUUCCAAAUAUGCGCUCAUAAAAUCCCAAAGACAAGAGGAAUCGAUACAAAGUGAUAAUGACACUUCUUGA